Messenger RNA from Micropterus dolomieu (smallmouth bass), 2025 nucleotides. RefSeq names its product kelch repeat and BTB (POZ) domain containing 12 (gene kbtbd12). Lineage: Eukaryota; Metazoa; Chordata; Actinopteri; Centrarchiformes; Centrarchidae. Gene Ontology annotation, molecular function: protein binding. The record is from RefSeq and is a predicted model, not a curated record. The transcript has 5 exons. Bases 28 to 1890 code for a protein of 620 amino acids.
CUGUAGUUACUAAAAAGUUGGAGCAAAAUGGAUCUUACAGCCAAACAUGGGCUGGUGCUGCUCGACCAGCUGAGGAAGAUGAGGGAGACUGAACACCUGACAGACGUGGUGCUGGUUGCUGAGGGCAUUAGCUUUCCCUGUCACCGGGUUGUUCUAGCCGCCUUUAGCCCAUACUUCCGUGUUAUGUUCACAUGUGGCCUGCGUGAGUGCAACAACAGAGAAAUAUUCCUGCGUGACACCCCUGCAGACAGCCUGGCUCUCCUCUUGAACUACAUGUACUGCUCAGAUCUUCCUCUCACAAACGCCAAUGUGCAAGGCAUCUCUAUUGCAGCUUUUCUCUUGCAGAUGGAUGACGUCUUUAUGCAUUGUCGGCAGCACAUGACCGAGAACAUGGAUGCCUCCAACUGCCUUGGUGUGUAUUACUUUGCCCGUGACCUCGGUGCAGAUGACCUGGCUGACCAUGCUCAGCGUUUCCUGAGGCAGCACUUUGUCCAAGUCUGCCAAAAUGAAGAAAUCCUGGACCUAGAGGCCCAUCAACUGGGUAAGCUUCUGACUUCUGAUGACCUUAAUGUUUCACGAGAGGAGACAAUCCUGGAUGUGGUCCUUCGCUGGGUCAAACACAGCCCUCUGAUGGAUGGAGAGGUCCGUAUUCUGCACCUUCCAGAGCUCCUGAGGAAGGUCCGUCUGCCACUGAUAAACCCUGACUAUUUAAGAGAGGCGAUGAAGAGGAACAUGGCCCUGUUGUCUGAUGCUGAAUGUCUAGAGAUGCUCAAUGAAGCCUUGGAGGCCACAGCGAUGCAUCACUCAGCUGCACCACGCAAGCUAAAGCUGCGUUAUGGCAUGGAGACCACAGAUCUACUGCUCUGUAUCGGCAAUGACAGUGGUGGGAUUAGGUCAAGAUAUGGCAACUAUGCUGAGCGCAGCUUUUGCUAUGCUCCAUCCACAGGCCGAAUCUAUUAUAUCACUUCCCCUCGCUACGGAGAGGCUCUGGGUUACGUGUGUGCCGGGGUUGUAACUGAAAGAAAUGACAUUAUUGUGGCAGGAGAGGCAAGUGCACGCAGAAUGGCCCGACAGAAGGACAUGAAUGUUGAGAUUUACAGGUACAAAGUAGAGGCCCAAGGAAGCUGGGAGCGAUUGACAUCAGCAGAGUACCGUGAUUCAUACGCUCUGGGAUCACUGGGUGACACUCUGUACCUGCUGGGUGGGCAGAUGAAGCUGAAGAACCAGUUUCUCAUCACUAACUGCGUGGAGCGAUGGUCUCUGCAGGGUGGCCCCUGGCGCAGUGCAGCACCCCUGCCUAUGCCUUUGGCCUAUCACAGCGUGGUCAGAAUCAAAGACCGCCUUUAUGUGAUAGGGGGUCGAACACCACAGUCAUACCGGAUGGAUGAUGAGCCUGACCGUCUUAGUAACCGCCUCCUGGAGUAUGAUCCAAACACAAAUAAGUGGACAGAGCUAGGGCCCAUGAAGUACUCAAAGUACCGCUGCAGUGCUGUUGUACUCAACGGUGAAAUUUUCGUGAUGGGUGGUAUUGGAUGUGAGGGUGUGGACCGUGGGCAGUCACGUCACUGCCUCGAUGUUGUGGAGACCUACAACCCAGAUGGAGACUACUGGAGGGAUGGUCCUCCUCUCCCGUGUGCACAACUCUCACUGCGCACCAACGCCCCUAACGCAGGAGUGGUGGGAGGCAAGAUUUAUGUGUGUGGAUACUACAAAGGAGCAGAUCGUCAUGAUGAUAUAACAAAGGACAUUUUGGAGCUGGACCCAUGGGAAAACCGGUGGACAGUGGUGGCUCGGCGCGCUCUGAUGCAUGACAAUUAUGACGCCUGCUUAGUGGCAAAUCUCAACCCAAGGGGACUCAUGUCCCCACCUGCAGACUUAGUUAAACUGUGACACUCGGGUCAUAUCAGAUCAAAGUCUGUAAGGGAGAAUUAGUGAAGGAAAUUAAUUAUUAAUUAAUGCACUUAUUGCUGGGCCAAAGGCAUUCAUUUUUUCAAGCAGAACAGGUCUUAGUGCCCUGCCUGAAAG